Molecule: messenger RNA, 3122 nt
Organism: Macrobrachium nipponense
Lineage: Eukaryota; Metazoa; Arthropoda; Malacostraca; Decapoda; Palaemonidae
Product: heat shock cognate 71 kDa protein-like
Exons: 3
Coding region: 335-2764 (809 amino acids)
Cellular component (GO): cytosol; cytoplasm; nucleus
Molecular function (GO): ATP-dependent protein folding chaperone; ATP binding
Source: RefSeq, a predicted model, not a curated record
UGGCAACCAAAGGAGGAGGUAUCACAAGCAAUCCAACGUUCCGCAGAAUAUAAUUUCUUUCAUAUGGGGGUCUUACAUCUUCAUCGCUUCUGACUUUGUCAGUAAGUCGGUUUGACUUCUACAGGGGAUUUCUGUGACGCUGAUCCAUCUGGACAACCACAAGCGAUCCAGAGAACAGGCGCAAAACAUUCCGAUGAAGGACUCAACCGCUCUAUAUACUACAUCACAAACUCAAUGAAAGUUUCACAUAAGUUUAAUCCAAACAUUCCCACUUACCUUAUGCAACUUCCUUCUGGUGCAGCUUGAGAAUCCGCACUCACCUGAAACAAGGAUAAUGGCGUCACCUGCGAUUGGAAUUGACCUGGGGAACAGCCUUCUGCGCGCAGCGGUCUUCCAGAAUGAUGUCGUGGAAGUGGUUGCGAAUGAGCAAGGUGACAGCUCCCUUCCUGCUUUUGUUAGUUUCACGAACAGAGGUCGUCAUGUCGGCGAGGAUUCCAAGAGCCACCUUACAGAGGAUCUGAAAAACACGGUUUUUGACGUUAAGUGUCUCAUCGGCCGGUCCCCCGAAGAUCCCAGCAUUCUUGAGAAUCUCAAGAAUUGGCCAUUUACCAUAAUCAGUAACGAUACGCACACAAAGAUCCAGAUCACUUACAAAAAUCAAAGGAAAGCAUUAAACCCAGAGCAGAUCUUAGCUAUGUUUCUCGAGAAACUCAAGGAGUCUACAGAUGAGCAAUUGCGCUGCCAAGUCAAGGAUGCUGUUGUUUCCAUUCCCUCUCAUUUCACUCACUCCCAGCGUCAAGCCGUUCACGCAGCCUGCAGUAUAGCAGGUUUUAAUGUACUCCGUCUUGUAAGCAGUUCCCUCUUAGCAACCAUCUUCUAUGGAUAUGACAGAAAAAUAGAGAAGGAACUCGUCUUAACUUUCGAUUUUGGCAGUUGCAGUACUAGUGUUUCUGUUGUUAAAAUUGAGGAUGGUAGCUAUGAAGAACUAUCUACAGCUGGUGACACAUCUUUUGGUGGCAAAGAUCUUGAUAACAGGAUGCUUGGUUUUCUUAGCUAUGAGUUUCAGCAGUUGAAUAAUCUAGACAUAUCCAAAGAUGUGGGGGCCACAGUUAGGUUGCUGACUGCGUGUGAGAAUGCAAAGUUGAUUUUAUCCUCCUGUAAUGAAGCAAAUAUUAACAUUGAUUCUUUACAUGAAGGUACAGAUUUCAAUACCUGUAUAGCUCGGCCAUGUUUUGAAGAGCUAUGCGAGGAUUUGUUUAAUAGGGCUAUCGAUCUAAUAAGCAAGUGUGUCCAUGAUGCUAAAAUUGAUAAAGGUAAUAUUGAUAAGAUUAUUAUGACUGGAGGCUCUUCCCAUAUUCCCAAGGUCCAAGAAAUGAUAAGAAAUUACUUUGAUGGGAAGGAAAUAGAAAACCCUAACGCAUUUGAAGACGCUGUGGUUCAUGGCGCUGCAAUACAAGCAGCAGUAUUGUGUGGGAAUGAGUCAGAUAUACUUCAAGACCUAAUCAUACAAAGUGCUGUUCCAAUAUCCUUGGGGAUAGAGACAGAUAGAGACCACAGGUCUCUGUCAUUCCCCUUUCACCAAAAUCCAAUGACUUCUUUGAUGAAUGCUGCCUCUGAAUCUAUUGGUGAAACCCUGACAGCUGUUGGAACAAAGUUUGCUGGGCAGUCUCUUACUAAAGCAGCAGCCAGAAUGGCUAACGAGGCAAUGAGUGUUGCUGGAUCAAUUAUGCCAGACAAGGAGAGAAUUGCAGGAAGAAUGAUGACUCCCCUGGUAAAGCGCAACACUCUGGUCCCCACCAAGCAGGUCAAAUUGUGCACUACUUUUGCUGACAAUCAGGUUGGUGCGUUGAUCCAGAUUUAUGAGGGAGAAGGCCUCUUGACGAAAGAUAAUAAUAUCAUUGGUAAACUGGAGAUGACUGGGAUUCCAGCUGCACCACGAGGUGUCCCCCAGAUUGAGAUUUCCAUGGACAUCGAUGCUGACGGUACACUCAGUGUCACAGCGGUGGAAAAAGAAACUAAUAGGCAGAGCAAAAUCAUACUAAGCAAUGCUACAGGCCGUUUCAGUAAGGAGGAAAUAGAUCGGAUGAAAUUUGACAUGGAUAAGUUUAAAAUUGAUGAUAAAAAACUUCGGGAACGUAUUUCAUCCAAAGUUUCCCUUGAAAUUUAUUGUACUCAGAUUAAGAGCGCCAUCGAAGGUGAAACUUUUGAGGCUGGUCGUUGCAGGAUACUGGAAGUCUGCAACAAAAACCUUGAAUGGCUGACAUCUAAUCCUACAGCUCAACGAGAUGAGUACGAACAGAGAAGGAGAGAAAUCGAGGACAUCUGCCAACCAGUUAUGACAAAAAUUUACCAGGCUGUCGUUGGAGCCCCAGAGAGCACCUUCAACGAGCCCUCCCCUUGCUUCCUGAGGGUUCCCACCAUGACCUCCUUCGGCGGCUCGAGAAGAGCGUCAACAAAUAUUCAAGGGAUAUCGAGAUGGUCGUCAGUCGCCAGCUUAUCCAACAGAUCCUUCAGCAUCCUGCCGAGGGGUUCCUCUGUAUUUGGCGAUGUCCUGUUUGAGGGCAAUUUAAGAGACGAUACCGCGACCAAAACUUCGCUGAGGAGUUUCUGUUUCAGUGUGAGCGAACGAUGCAAUAUGAUCCGUGAAUCUUGCAUGGAGGCAAUCACGUGGAUGGACGAGAAUGCAAUGGCGUCGAAAACUGAUAUUACCAAGAGACAGAAGGAGAUUGAGCACAUGUGCAGAUUUCUUGUUCCCCAAAUUUGAGGAAACAGUCUUAAACUUAACUCCUCUCAAUCAGCUACUCCGAAUUAUUCCACGCGUGGCGUGGUAGCAGUUUUUCAGAUUUGAUAAAACUUGCUGUAUUAAUAAAACGAAAGUAAGAGCUCGACGAAUGUGUUUAGGGCUUUUCAGUUUAAUAAAAGAAAGUAAACCGGAAAUAAUUCUGAAUUAGUGUCUAAAAUUUGAACUACAUAAAAAUAAAUAUGUAUUUUCAUUAAUCUUAGAUUAUGUUAAACAAGUUAAGCCUUUUUGGGUGAGUUAAUUUUGUUAUUAUAUAUACUACACUAGCCACCUGUUAUGAAUCUUAUUUAAAUAUGUAGUUUUUAGAGCCAGGUAGAGCAUA